AUGACUGACUCGGGGCUUUUGUAUCUCCUACGCAAGCGACAGGAUUUUUUGGACCCAAACAAUGACCCCAAUGUUGGUUCAUCUCGAGGAAAUGCAUCGUCGUCAAGCUCGGAAGUCGCAGAUAACCUGGGCAUUGGAGGUUCAACGUCCCUCUCUGCAUUCUUAACAACACUGGUCCCUGCUCUUGUUAUCGCAAUUUUCUGGUUCGGUUUAUUCAUUAUCUGUCGACGGACCCAACAGCGCUGGUACGCUCCGAGAACACAUUUGCACUGCUGGCACAAACAUGAGCGGAGUCCGGAGCUGCCGUCUGGUUUUUUGAACUGGUUUGGAAAGUUCCUCGAAAUUACCGACACUCAUGUUCUUCACCGUUCGUCGAUGGACGGAUAUCUUUUCCUUCGCCUUCUCCGAGUGUUAUGUGCCCUUUGUUUCACAGGCUGUUUGAUAACAUGGCCCAUUCUGCUUCCGAUCCAUGCAACAGGCGGCGCGGGAAACACGCAACUGGAUAUGCUGAGCUUCAGCAAUGUAACGGACCCGACACGGUAUUUUGCUCAUGCUGUCGUCGGAUGCGUGUUUUUCACGUAUAUCUUCUACGUCGUCACACGGGAGAGCUUGUUCUUCGCCAAUCUCAGACAAGCAUAUCUAAACUCGCCAGCUUAUGUCCAUCGCAUUUCAUCACGAACAGUGCUAUUCAUGUCUGUACCGGAGGAUUAUCAAAACGAAAAGAAACUGCGCCAGGUUUUUGGUGAUUCGAUACGACGAAUCUGGAUCACAUCCAAAUGUCAGGAACUCGAGAAGAAAGUCAGGAAACGUGAUAAGCUAGCAUAUAAGCUGGAAAGCGCCGAAACGAAGUACAUCCGCUUAGCAAAUUCGACUGGGCUGAAAAUCCUCAAACAUGGAGACAUUGGGUCCGAGGCUUGUUUGGAAUGCGGGAAGCAUACACCGUCGUGGUCGUCUACCGUUCGGCGCCCUACUCACCGAGUAGGGCUGCUUGGGAUAUUCGGACAAAAAGUCGAUUCUAUCCGUUGGCUGCGGGCCGAACUGGCCAAAAUCAAUAAGGAGGUUAGAGCUCUACAACACAAACACAAGACCGGGGAUGCGAAACACCUUUCCGCCACCUUUGUGGAAUUCCAGACUCAGAAUGAUGCACAAAUCGCCUUGCAGACACUAUCGCAUCAUCAGCCGCAGCAUAUGACUCCACGAUUCAUUGGGAUUUCCCCGAAAGAGGUGGUCUGGUCGGCACUGAAUCUCAGCUGGUGGCAGCGAGUCGUACGCAAAUUCCUCAUUAAGGGAGGUAUUGCUGCGCUGGUCAUUUUCUGGUCAAUUCCGGCAGCUAUUGUCGGUACCAUCUCUAACGUCACCUAUCUCACGAAAAUCCUCCCAUUUUUGAGUUUUAUUAACGAGCUACCCGAUGUUAUCACGGGCAUUAUUGCCGGAUUGCUUCCUUCAGCCGCACUGGUCCUUCUGAUGUCGUUGGUCCCCAUCAUUUGUCGAUUUUGCGCCAGAAGCGCUGGGGUGCCAUCAUUAGCGGGCGUCGAGCUCUUCACACAAAGUGCUCAUUUUUGCUUCCAGGUUGUCCAAGUGUUUUUAGUGACGACUCUCACAUCUGCAGCAUCUGCCGCUACUUCUCAAAUCAUCCAAGAUCCUAUGUCGGCCAAGGACCUUUUGGCGGAGAACCUUCCCAAAGCAACCAAUUUCUACAUUUCAUAUUUCCUUCUCCAGGGACUGACCAUGAGUUCCAUGGCCGUUGUGCAAGUUGCGGGGGCAUUGAUCUUCAAAUUCAUUGCCACCUUUUUUGACCGUUCGCCGAGAAACCUAUACCAGCGAUGGGCUGCUGUUAGUAGCAUUAGUUGGGGGAAUGUCUUUCCUGUUUUUACAAACAUGGGCGUUAUCGCCCUAACAUACUCCUGCAUCGCUCCACUAAUCCUCGGAUUUGCCUUUGUCGGCCUCUACCUUGUUUAUCAAGCCUACCGCUACAACUUCCUCUUUGUCUACGACAUCGACAUCGACACCAAAGGCCUCGUCUACCCCCGCGCCCUCCAACACCUCAUAACAGGCGUCUACCUCGCCGAAAUCUGCAUGAUCGGCCUUUUCGCAAUCCGCGGCGCCGUCGGCCCCCUAGUCAUCAUGAUAAUCUACACCAUUCUCACCGUCCUCGCACACAUCUCCCUCAACGAUGCUCUCACCCCAGUAAUGUCCUUCCUCCCCCGCUCCCUCGACACAGAAGAGGAACACCUCCAGUCCAAGGAAGAAACCGAAGCAUUCCUGGACCAAAAGCAAACCACCCGCCUCGAAGCGAUCUGGAAAUGGUUCCACCCCAACUUGUACCGCGACUACGCGACGCUCCGCCGAAAAGUCCGCCGUGACCUUGUUGAGAUUAGAUACUCCGAGGAAGAGCGUCAGAAUGCAUACUACGAGCCAUGCAUCACGGCCAAGUGUCCUAUGUUAUGGCUUCCUAGGGACAAAUGGGGAUUUAGUCAUCAGGAAGUGCUGGAUACGGAUGCGGGAAUUCCGAUUACGGAUGAGAGAGCGCAUCUGGAUGAGAAAAAUAAGAUAAUUUGGGAUAAGUAUGAUCCGCAUCUACCACUGUGGGAGUUGAAGGUUUUGUAUUGA
Molecule: messenger RNA, 2610 nt
Organism: Aspergillus chevalieri
Lineage: Eukaryota; Fungi; Ascomycota; Eurotiomycetes; Eurotiales; Aspergillaceae
Product: putative DUF221 domain protein
Exons: 6
Coding region: 1-2610 (869 amino acids)
Cellular component (GO): plasma membrane
Molecular function (GO): calcium-activated cation channel activity
Source: RefSeq, a predicted model, not a curated record